AUGUCAUCUCCCGACGAGCUUGUUGACGACAGUCCCCCAGAGAUCGACCCCUAUGAGAUCUUGGGACUCGGACGCGAGGCUACACCAGAACAGGUCAAGUCUGCCUACCGAAAAGCAGCACUCAAGAACCACCCAGACAAGGUCUCCGACGACCAGAGAGAUGAGGCGAAGGAAAAGUUCCAAGCCAUCGCUUUCGCAUACGCCAUUCUCUCUGACCCGGCACGACGCAAGCGAUACGACACAACCGGCUCUACAUCCGAGUCCAUUAUCGACUCCGAGGGCUUCAACUGGUCCGACUAUUACCGCGAGCAAUUCCAAGAUGCGAUCUCUGCAGAAGCCAUCGAAAAGUUUGCCAAGAAGUACAAGGGCUCCGACGAGGAGAAGGACGACGUCUUGAUCGCCUACGAAAACUCCAAGGGCGACAUGGACGGGAUCUACGAAUCAGUCAUGCUAAGCGACGUGCUCGAGGACGACGAACGGUUCCGCCAGAUCAUCGACGAGGCUAUUGCCAGCGAAGAUGUCCAGGCAUACAAGCGAUACACAAAGGAGAGCAAGCUGUCAAAAGCGGCUCGCGUCAAGGCAGCAAAGGGCGAGGCGAACGAGGCCGAGGAGUACGCCAAAGAGCUUGGAGUUCACGAUAAGCUCUUUGGCGACAAAAAGGGCAAGGGCAAGAAGAAGGGCAAGGAUAAUGGAGAGGCCGACCUGGCCGCGCUCAUUAAGGGCAACCAGCAAAAACGUGCAGGUUUUCUGGACGAUCUCGCUGCCAAGUAUGGAGCCACCAGCCAGCCUAAAAAGGGCAAGAAGAGGGUCGUGGAGGAGGAAGAGCCGUCAGAAGAGGCAUUCCAGGCUGCAGCUGCACGGCUGAAGAAGCCCAAGGCAGAUUAA
Colletotrichum abscissum is the source of this 885-nucleotide messenger RNA. Its product is annotated as DnaJ domain-containing protein. Gene Ontology annotation, cellular component: cytoplasm; nucleus. The transcript has 2 exons. Gene Ontology annotation, molecular function: heat shock protein binding. Bases 1 to 885 code for a protein of 294 amino acids. The record is from RefSeq and is a predicted model, not a curated record. NCBI's taxonomy places the organism in Eukaryota, Fungi, Ascomycota, Sordariomycetes, Glomerellales, Glomerellaceae.